GUCGUCCCCGGCGGGAUGGAGCGGCUGCUGGGGGCCGGUGUGUCGGCGGGGACGCGAUGGCGGCGGCGGCGGCUGCUGCUGCUGCUGGGGCUGCUGCUGCUGGGGCUGCCGCCGCCGCCCCCGGCCCGGGCCGACGAGCACGAGCACACGUACCUAGAUAAAGAAGAAGUUGUUUUGUGGAUGAAUACCGUAGGACCAUAUCACAAUCGCCAAGAAACGUAUAAGUACUUCUCACUUCCCUUCUGUGUGGGAUCCAAAAAAAGCAUCAGCCAUUACCAUGAAACCCUGGGAGAAGCACUUCAAGGAGUUGAACUGGAAUUUAGUGGUCUGGACAUUAAAUUCAAAGAUGAUGUGAUGCAGACCACUUAUUGUGAAAUUGACUUAGACAAAGCAAAGAGAGAUGCAUUUGUAUAUGCAAUCAAGAAUCAUUAUUGGUAUCAGAUGUAUAUUGAUGACCUACCAAUAUGGGGUAUUGUCGGUGAAGCAGAUGAAAAUGGAGAAGAUUACUAUCUUUGGACAUACAAAAAGCUCGAGAUAGGUUUUAAUGGAAAUAGAAUUGUGGACGUUAACCUCACCAGUGAGGGAAAAGUGAAAUUGGUUCCAAAUACUAAAAUCCAGAUGUCCUACUCAGUGAAAUGGAAAAAAUCUGAUGUAAAAUUCGAAGAUCGAUUUGACAAGUAUCUGGAUCCAUCGUUUUUUCAACACAGGAUUCACUGGUUUUCAAUUUUCAAUUCCUUCAUGAUGGUUAUCUUCUUGGUGGGCUUAGUCUCUAUGAUACUAAUGAGAACUUUGCGAAAAGAUUAUGCCCGCUACAGUAAAGAGGAGGAGAUGGAUGAUAUGGACAGGGAUCUGGGAGAUGAGUAUGGAUGGAAACAAGUGCAUGGAGAUGUAUUUAGACCAUCUAGUCACCCUUUGAUAUUCUCCUCGCUUAUUGGCUCUGGAUGCCAGAUCUUUGCAGUGUCGCUCAUUGUCAUUAUUGUUGCGAUGAUAGAGGACCUGUACACCGAGCGAGGAUCAAUGCUUAGUACAGCUAUAUUUGUUUAUGCUGCUACAUCUCCCGUGAAUGGCUAUUUUGGAGGAAGUCUUUAUGCUAGACAAGGAGGAAGGAGAUGGAUAAAGCAGAUGUUCAUUGGGGCUUUCCUGAUUCCAGCAAUGGUGUGUGGCACUGCCUUCUUCAUUAAUUUUAUUGCCAUCUAUUAUCAUGCUUCAAGAGCUAUUCCAUUUGGAACAAUGGUGGCUGUGUGCUGCAUCUGUUUUUUUGUUAUUCUUCCGUUAAACCUCGUCGGUACAAUUCUCGGUCGAAAUCUGUCAGGCCAGCCCAACUUCCCUUGCCGUGUCAAUGCUGUGCCUCGUCCUAUCCCGGAGAAAAAAUGGUUCAUGGAACCAGCGGUUAUUGUUUGCCUGGGAGGAAUUUUACCCUUUGGGUCGAUUUUCAUCGAAAUGUAUUUCAUUUUCACUUCGUUCUGGGCAUACAAGAUCUACUAUGUAUAUGGCUUCAUGAUGCUGGUCCUGGUUAUUCUCUGCAUUGUGACUGUUUGUGUGACUAUUGUCUGCACCUACUUCCUGCUCAAUGCAGAGGAUUAUAGGUGGCAAUGGACGAGUUUUCUUUCCGCUGCAUCGACUGCAAUCUAUGUUUACAUGUACUCCUUUUACUACUACUUUUUCAAAACAAAGAUGUAUGGCUUGUUUCAGACAUCAUUUUACUUUGGAUAUAUGGCGGUAUUUAGCACAGCCUUGGGGAUAAUGUGUGGAGCGAUUGGUUACAUGGGAACAAGUGCCUUUGUUCGAAAAAUCUAUACUAAUGUGAAAAUUGACUAGAAAACCCAGAAGACCGGGAACUCUGGAUCAGUAACUGUUUCGUCGGGGUGGACCUUGCAUAGCAAAAAAGCGCAAGAAGAGAGUUGGGGUUUUAACACUGGGUACUCUGUGGGUCUCCGUCUUGUGGAUGGCUUAAAGUAACAUCUAUUUUCAUUGAUCCUAGGUUCUUAACUGACUGCUUUCUCCAACUGUUCUCAGCCAAUGCUUGGAUUAUAUGCAGUAGACAUUACUACAGCACAUGGCUAAUCUUCCCAAAAACUAGCUCAUUAAAGAUGAAUAGACUAGCUCUCUUCAGUGAAGAGGACAAACAGUUUAUUUAAAGCAUUCGUUCCAUUUGACUAAAAAGAGGAAAUCUCGGCUGCUAAAACCACAGGAAUAGAAAUCUUCCUGGUACCUAACAUUUCUAAAUUACUGAAAAAGUCGUUCCGGAAAGAUUACUUUUCUCUUACUUUGGUUGCCAUUGUCGAGACAGUGGGAUUGUUUUAUAUUUUGAAUCUGGUUUCUGUUUGGGCUUUUUUUUCCUGGUUCGUUUGCAAGAUCGAUUAUACCUACAUCCAUGUGUUUUAAAAGAACUUUAAAAAAUAUAUUACAGCCUGCAUGUAUUAUAUCAGCUAUCAUUCUAGAAGGACCAACUUCCCGUUUAUUUAUCUUUAAAAUGCCUAUCCAGUUCCAUCUUAAAUCCAUCCAAAGAAGAUACAGUCUGAAGACAGAGGUGUGUGUUCUCUGCCAUGCAAAUUUACUGUACAGUUAGAAAGCAAAAUGUUCAAUGAAGAAGAUAUUUGUUUUUAUUAAACAUUUUGAGAUCUAGAAAAACACCAACAUUUUAACUGAAUGUUUAAAGUGAUUCUCCCUUUUUUCCCCUAAGUUAGUCUUUCAUCUUUUGUUUAGAUUUGAAUGAAGGCUCUACUUAAGACAUUAUUAAAAAGGGGGAUAAUAAGUGUAUAUAACAUUAAAUAAUGUAUCUUAGGUGUAGAUCCCAAAUGCAUCUGGAUGUACAGAUUUACCACAGAGUCCUUUUUUCUGAUGAUUUGGUGUAGAAACGUGUGAAUUUGGGUGGCUUUUUACAUCUUGCCUGCCAUUGCAUGAAACAUUGGGGUCUCUUCACAAUGUGUGUGUCAUGCUUCUUUUGGGUUUAUUUUAUUCUGUUUCCUUUCUGGGGCCCUUAAAUGAGCUAAAUUUGUAAUUUAGGACAUUUAAUUUUUGUUAAUCCUGUCAAGACACUUGUGUAACAUCUAAAGCUCGCCGCUUUAGAGCGUUCAGAAAAUUCAAAUAAAAUUUUCUGACAAAAUUGUUUUGACUGUGCAAAUAGAUGCGUUUGCCAUUUGAAAAUAUCUGUUCCAAAAGACAAUAUAACUGAAUGCCAAUUUUUGUAUACAGUAUUAACUGUGCUUUGAAAUACCAAGAACCCGUGCUUCAGAAAAUCCAAAAAGCUUUACUUACAUCCUGGUUGCGUGGUAUGGUUCCGAAGCGGACGGCCAGCCCUUUUUGGCUGAAAUGUUUUGCAGGGGAAAACUAUUCUGGUUGGUGUACAGUGUAAAGUGAGGGUGGGGUGUGAGUGGACGAGUUAACGUAAGUGGGCAAAUAAAGGUCAUGAUUUUCCAAGUGUAA
Messenger RNA from Tachyglossus aculeatus (Australian echidna), 3426 nucleotides. It is a transcript of the gene TM9SF3, whose product is annotated as transmembrane 9 superfamily member 3. Gene Ontology annotation, biological process: protein localization to membrane. Lineage: Eukaryota; Metazoa; Chordata; Mammalia; Monotremata; Tachyglossidae. The transcript has 16 exons. The coding region runs from base 16 to 1818 and encodes 600 amino acids. Gene Ontology annotation, cellular component: membrane. The record is from RefSeq and is a predicted model, not a curated record.